Menidia menidia (Atlantic silverside) is the source of this 510-nucleotide messenger RNA. The record is from the annotation of a GenBank genome assembly. NCBI's taxonomy places the organism in Eukaryota, Metazoa, Chordata, Actinopteri, Atheriniformes, Atherinopsidae.
AUGGCGGAGGAUGCGGAGGCUCUGUCCGGAAGCCUGGCCCUGUUUUCGGACCUGACCAGGGUCCUGCUGCAGGACGUCCGGAGGGAGGCCGCAGCCUCCCUGGAAGCACUGGUCCCCCACAAGAUCACCACCUUAUUCGGCCUGAUCACGGCCGGGGCGGACCUCUACAGAAGCCUGGGGGUGAAAACGAAGAGCGAGGCCGAGGCCGGCGAGUGGGACUCCUUCCUGAAGCAGGUGGACGACGGGCUGCAGGCCUCCGACGGGCUGCUCUUCGGCCUGGGCUCGUCCUACGCCAAAGUGAUGAGGUUCGGCUGCCUGCUGCAGUACUCCGAGUACGUCGCCGCAGGCCGAGACUUCCCCGACGUGCCCCCCCGCCUGCUGGAGGACAUCUACCAGGAGCACCACCCUGGGGGAGUUUCUUUGUCCGGGUCAGAAGCUGCUGCUGGUCCUCAUCCGCCAUUUUGGAUGACUGCCCUGACGAGACCAUGUGGCCGAGCUGGCGGCCAAUCA